CUUACUUAGUUGCCACCCAUGCGCUAGCUUUAGCUAGAAUGUUCUAGCGUCUUCAUGUGUCUACUAGGUUAAAGAGGCGUCCACCUUCUGGGCCGUCAAAAAGAGUCCGCGUUUACAUUUGUUCAGUAUCAUUUCAUGAACCUCUAAAGCAACAUGGCAGAAGACGGACAAAAUAGAAGAUACCCUCAGAAUCUUCAGGGGGUCCUGCAGUUGGCAAUCGAUGCUGGCUCCGGUGCAGAGGGGCGUGCUCCUGUCGAACCCAUUUCGGAGGAGGUUGGUCCUGUGGACUUUGACCCCCAAACGCACGCACACACAUAGAGAUAUAGAGAGGAGCGCGUGGCUAAGGGAGGCUCUCGCAGAUGUCUGCAAAGGGCAGAUGGAUGAAGUGGAGCUUAUGAAGCAGUGCUUGGCUGUCCUGAACAAGGAGGAACUGAACGGUGAGGGGGAUAGGGAUGAGGAAGAGGAAGAUGAAGAUGAAGAUGAGCGGGAAUCAGCCUUUGAGUUGCUGUCAGAUUUGUGUGAGAACCUUGACAAUGCCAGAGACCUGAUGGUUCUGGGAGGCCUGGAUGUGUGCGAGUCCAAAUAUUUGUGUCAUGCCCAAAGUAGGCUGAGGCGGAGCGCUGCUCAGCUGAUCGCUACCUGUGCCCAGAACAUGCCACAAGUGCAGGAUCACUUGCUAAAGAUGAGCACUUUACCAAAGCUUCUACAGCUGACAGACUCAGACCCGCACCCCACAGUCAGAGUCAAAGCCCUUUAUGCAGUCUCAUGUCUGGUCCGAGAGAAGGACACGGGAAUGGAGGCCUUUCUGUCCCAUGAUGGCUUCUCAGUGCUAAUGAGAGGCAUGCAGUCAGAACAUGAGAAGCUCCAGACCAAGUCGGCGUUCCUUCUGCUCAACCUGCUGACGUCACAUCCUGAACAAAAAGACACAGUGGUCUCCAUGGGGAUGGUGCAGCAGCUGGUGUCGGUGCUGCGUUGUCCACACUCACCUUUUCAUGAGCACGUGCUUGGUGUUCUUUGCUGCCUGGUGGAAGACUGUGUGAAGGGGCUCAAAGAUUGUAGGGAUCCAUCUCUCGGUCUCGAAGAGUUACUGCGACUGCGCGCCAGAGAACUCCAAGGCCAAGAAGAAAGUCAGGAAGAGCUGGAAUUCUGUGAACGCUUAAGGGUGGCUUGUUUCCGUGGACACCAGCCCGAUGACCAUGGGAUGGACCGCUGACCUCAAAUGUGUUGUUGUGCUAAUAUACAUUCAUCAUCUGGAUUUAUGGUUAAAGUGUUUGUCAGUCAUUUUCUGCAUGGCAUCCAACAUGUUAACUUCUUCAGUAUUGUAAGACAGUGCAAGUAGUUUGUAAAAUGUCUGUUUCAAUACCUGUGGAACUGUUUUCACUCCUCAAAGGAAUUUUAAGUUGUCUGUUAAAACAAGACUCAGAUAUUGUACAUGGACGUCAUAAAUUUUCUUUACACCAUAUUUAUGAACAAAGAGUAUUUUUAUAGCUAUAGCAAGCUCACAACAGCUUUUGCUUAAAUAUGAAUUUAAAUGUCACUGUUAUAUUCAAAUAUGGCAAUAAAAUUAGUCAGAAA
Messenger RNA from Phycodurus eques (leafy seadragon), 1575 nucleotides. RefSeq names its product HSPA (heat shock 70kDa) binding protein, cytoplasmic cochaperone 1 (gene hspbp1). Lineage: Eukaryota; Metazoa; Chordata; Actinopteri; Syngnathiformes; Syngnathidae. The record is from RefSeq and is a predicted model, not a curated record. Bases 221 to 1213 code for a protein of 330 amino acids. The transcript is spliced from 8 exons.